CUUAAGGGUAUAAAAAGCAGUAGUGAGGGAGAAAAAAAAAAAAUCACUGUCAGUUGCGGCCAAAAUCCUUCUGUGGGGAUUCUGAACUAUGACAUCAUGGCAAGAUUUCGCAGAAGAACAUGCAUCAUUUUGUUGCUUUUUAUUUUGUUUAUUUGCUCCAUAAUGAUGGCUUUGAAGACUCUCAGACCUGACAGAGCUGGCUUUGGAGAUCCAUUUGGACUUGGUUUGUUGCCGGAGCUUCAACAACGGACAGUGCUCUUAGACAGUAAACAGAAUUCACUAAAUAGGGCUCAAGGAGAUACUGUAACACGUGUCAGUAAUUUGCAUAGUAUUGCUAUCAAUACUAUGAAAGCAUCUAUGUCUCCAGUAAAAAAGCUGGAAGAGGAGCUGUCUUCUCCUAAUUAUAACUUUCACAUAUUCUACUAUACUUGGUAUGGGAAUCCACAGUUUGAUGGUAAAUAUAUUCACUGGAAUCAUCCAUUGUUGCCACACUGGGAUCCCAAAAUUGCCAACAAUUAUCCAAAGGGAAGGCAUAAUCCUCCUGAGGACAUUGGGGCCAACUUUUAUCCAGAACUUGGAUCUUACAGUUCCAAAGACCCUACUGUCAUAGAAGCCCACAUGAAACAAAUGCGUUCAGCUUCAACUGGUGUAAUAGUGCUUUCAUGGUACCCACCAGGUAUGGCUGAUGAAAAUGGAGAACCAACUGAUGAUUUGGUGCCAGUUGUUUUGGACUAUGCACACAAAUAUAACUUAAAGGUUACUUUUCAUAUUGAACCUUACAAAGACAGAGAUGAUCGCAGCAUGUACCACAACGUCAAGUACAUCAUUGACAGAUACGGAAGCCAUCCAGCCUUUUACAGGCAUAAGACCAGCACAGGCAGACUUCUUCCCAUGUUUUAUGUUUAUGACUCUUACGUAACAAUUCCUGAAAUAUGGGCAAAUCUGUUAACUGUCUCUGGAUCCCAGAGUAUUCGAAAUACUCCCUAUGAUGCAUUAUUCAUUGCACUUCUUGUAGAAGAAAGACAUAAGCAUGACAUUCACAGAAGUGGUUUUGAUGGAAUGUACACAUACUUUGCCACCAAUGGCUUCUCCUACGGCUCAUCUCAUCAUAAUUGGGCAAGUUUAAAGGCCUUUUGUGAUAGUAACAACUUAAUGUUUAUUCCAAGUGUGGGGCCAGGUUAUAUUGAUACCAGCAUCCGACCAUGGAACAACCACAACACCCGGAACCGUGUCAAUGGGAAGUACUAUGAGACUGCCUUCAGUGCAGCCCUUCUGGUGCGACCAGAAAUUAUUUCCAUUACAUCUUUUAAUGAGUGGCACGAGGGAACUCAGAUUGAAAAAGCUGUCCCUAAACGGACUGGACAGGUGGUUUACCUUGAUUAUAAACCCCAUAAACCAAAUGUUUACCUAGAGCUUACUCAGAAGUGGUCUGAGAAGUACAGGAAAGAGCAAGAGCAGUGGCUUAUGUGAGCUUUCCCAGCUGCAGUUUUUUCCUAAUGCAUUGACUGUAUUGAGGAAGAAAUGGAGAGCUGAAGAAUCUGUUACUAAAUGUCUUUAUUAUGUCUUUUGAAUGUGUAUGCACUACUACUGAAUUUUAAUUUUGAAAAGUAAAAAGAUCAUGAGAAUAUUGGCAAUUCUGCCUUACUGGAUAUUUUAGUUCAAAAAUAUUUAGGGAAAGCUGGUUUUUUGUUCAGUUGUUUUUGGGGUUUUUUUAACUUUGUAACCUGCAUGCUGAGUUUUCAGAACAUCUGCAUGGGAUAACGCUACAUGACCAAAGUAUAACAAAAACCUGGCAGUUUCUUCCUUCCUUUCUGUAGUUGUUUUUCUAUACAAACUGAUGCUGUAAUCUAAAUCCUCAUAGCUUCUUGCAGGAUGCACAUCUAUACUGUGUGGGGAAUAAUCUACAUUUAUGCUUUUUGAUGCUUUGCAUACGGAGUUCUUGACAUAUGAUUAGCUUGUGGUAAAAGCAUUGAAGAGUUAUGUGUGAUGCAACACCACUGGGGUUUGUUUAAAAAAAAAGUAUUUGAAAGAAAGUUUCAAAGAACUACUGAAAGAUUUCUAGUUUACGUACAUUUUUUCUGUUUGGUACAUGAUGUAGACUUUUUCAGACUACUGGAUACUGACCAGGAAGAUUUUUUUUUUCUAUUACUUUGAAGAACAAAACAAAACAAAACAACAACAAAAAAAAGUGGCAUUAGAGUGGAAAAUAUUGUUUGAGGGGAAAACCCCCCUAAAGAUGUAAAAAUAUAUUAAAACUUCCAUUGUUGCUCAUUAUAUUAUUUGCUAAUUGGUUGCAUACACAGACCUAGUGUGCUUUUUUAAAUGUUUACAGUUUCUAAACCCAAUAUCUUACUCAUCCUACAUAACUUAAUUGUUGGAAAUAUGUUUUUUGUUUCUGAUUUAGGAGCAACCUAAUUUGGUAGCAACUACAAAACCAGAUUGAGAGAGCAACUACCAAUGAGAACAACUACCCAUUCAUUUAUUUAAUUUGAAAUCUGAGAUUUCUCUUUUUCAUCUAGUCCAUUUAGUUAUUCCAGGAUUCAGAACUGUAGAUGCUGAAAUCUUGUUAUUCACCUAAGCACCCUGCCAAUGCUACCUGUAGGACUGUGUUGUGGCUGGAAAUGAGUAUUUUCAGUCCUAAGAAUCUCACCUGUCAAAUGUUGUGAUUAUUAACUGGCAUUUUUUAUGAGGUUUGAAAGGUUCAAUCACACAGACAUACCGCCUCAGCAAUACAUUUUUUGGGAUUUUCAUAGAAUUUCAUAACAAAGUUGUAAACUUUGGAAUAGGAGAAAUUGCAGUGUUGUUUAUUUGCAGCAAGUGUUUAAUCCUAGCAAAGUGGAUUCUUUCUUAGUUGUUUAUUUUUUUAAUCUACAUAUAAGGUUCUGAUCCUGUGUUUUAGUUCAUAUGCUCAGAUUGUUGUAACAGCUAGAAUUCCAUUGAUUUCAGCACAACCCAUGAAAAUUACAUUCUUUACUCACUGUAAUCUGUGCGUUAAGAGGUAAGGUAAAUGUGAGGACUUCUGUUAAAACAGAAACCAAACGAGUAUAUUUUUUUCCAGAAAACAUCAUUCCAAAUAAAUCUAAACCAGUUACCACUAUAAAUUUCUAGAGUCUUCCUGGUGUGAAAAAGUUUUUUUAUAUAUCUCUUGCUUAUUUACAGUGUAGGUUUUUUGUCGUUUCUUUGCGGUUGUUCAAGUGAUGAGGUGUCAUCUAAUGCCCUCAGGUGCUUGAAAAAUUACAGAAAUUGGAUGGCAGAUAUAUGACCUGGCAUGCUGAAGUGUACCUCUAGAGUUACUGGAGUCUUAUUAAUCUCUCUUCAUAUUUUUUUGCAUUUUCCUAUGGCAUUUCUGCGAAGUCUGAAAUGUCUCUAAAGAAGUGUUUACUAAUGUUUAUUUUGUUUUGCUAUACUCAGGUGGUAGACUGACAUAGACAUAGGUAUGACCACAGUCAAAAAAUAGUGUCUGAGACAUAAAAAGCACUCCUUAGGCUUUGACCACUUCCAAGUUAACUACUCCUUUUUUUUAAGGAAUCUGAUAUGACUUAUUUUACUGUAACUCCCUUAAAUAGCUAUACAUAACUAAUUUUUAUAAUUUGUUGUAUGUUUGUGCUUUUACAGCCCAGAGUCCAUAUAUUUAUUUUAAAUGUGAGGGAACAAUUAAAUGUUUUGCAUAUGUUAUUAAAAGAUCUUCUGAAAUCGCAGUGUCUUCAAACAUUUUGAAAUGACAAGUCUCUUUGCUUAAACUUUUGUCAUCCACUGGUCUUUUCUCUCUGUAGUUACCUGAGCACUUUACUGGUCUUGACAACUUUGCACUCACCUUUCAGCCCUUACUUUCUCCUAGUGGCAGUUUAUUUUCUCUGUGACUGUGAAAGUCACUCCUUUGUUGCUGUGUAUAGAAACAUUUGAAAUCUAUUGUAUGGUAUUGUACAACUGAGGUAAUCCAUCUUGUUUAAAAUGCAAUUUUUGGUAACAAUGUAAUGGAUCUUCAUUACACCAAAAGACUUUUGGAAUCACUGUAAAGGUAUCUUUCAACCCUUGCCGUGAAGUAAUUUGGGCCAUGGCACACUGACGUCCAGUGGGACCUUCAGAAGAAUUUACAGAAUUUCUCUAGAAAAGAAUGAAAAUUAAGUGCCUAGAAUUUCAUCACCCCUGAACACUUACUGUAUUUUUACGUGCUUGAUGAGUUUUAAAACAUAAAUAUGCAACCUCACGUAAUAUUUCAGAAUUGAGAAUUUAAUUUGAUGAUCCUAAGGAAAACUGAUGAAAUAGCAGCUACUAGAACUACCUGCCUGACCAAUACUUUCUCUGUACUUAAAUCAAUGUGCUGCUUCUUGUUAUAGGGAAUGGAGAGUUUUGCUUAUGGACUAUUGCUGCGGUCGUGAUACUUCUUUGAAAUUUGAGUAAAAAUAUGUCUGUGGGAAAGGAUUUGUACAAAUGCAAAGGAAUAAGAUGGUUACAAGGGCACAGUUACUGGGGCAAGGGAGGAGAAAAGUGAAUGUAUUUGAGAAGGUGAUUACUCCAAGCUUUAACAUUACAGUAGGGAAAAAAGGGGGCUCCAGUGUACAACCAAAAUUGGGAGGCAGGGGAGAACAUUUGAAAUUAUUUUGAGAUUUGAAAUAGAUUUAAGGAAUAUCCAGAUCCCAUUUCAUUUUGGUGUCCCACCACUUAUACUUCUUGGCCAUCUGGGGCAAAAUACUGCAAUGACUGUUUUUAAUAUUUUCACAGUGAUUAAAUGCAAUUAACUCAUCUUGUUACAUUAUUUCAUAGGACUUAGAGUGAUAUGGGAAGUUUUAAAAGAGAUCGUGCCAUGUUAUGCCUCUGCAAAUACAGAAAUACCUGAAGUAAUCAAUCACAUACUGCUGACUGAGUAUCACCAGGGGGUAAAUGGUUUCUAGACAAGUAGCAAGUCCUUGUGGUAAAAAGAGAACAUAUUUUUAAAAGAAAAUCUAUAGGUUCAUUUCUGCUUCUGUGAGUUAUGAUCAAGUAAAUUGUUUUAGUUCUGUGAGCUGUCUCAGAACUGAAGCUUAGUGCAUCAACUCUGAAAUAAGAAUGUGUAUUAAAUCUUGUAUAGUAGUGCAUGUUUGUCAGAUCUGUAAUCUUAUACUGAAUUUUGUGGGCAAACACGUACUGAUGCUGUUACUAUUUCAGAGGCAAGUUGUAGAUUAUUGUGAAUAUAGUUUUUGAUUUGAUGUUCAUCGUAUUUGUCUAGUGCAUUUCUUUUGAGGUGCCAAUGAUUUGUCUCUUAAGAGGUUGUUGAAGCAGAAGGUUCUUCAGUGAAAACAUUUUUGUUAUGAAACUUGGUAUGUAUAUGCUCUGCAUAGUUUGAAUUAACAUUCACACAUGGUUCUUAGAUUCAAUUGGAAGCAUCUCUCAGGGGUGUUUUCAGCUCUAUGUUGCCAGUAAAUAUAUCUCUGGGUACAUAGAUAAGGACUUACUGUGAUUUAGGGCACUUUUUUUCCUGAAUCUCAUGAACAUAAAAAGAGGAAAUAAAGAAUUUAUAAACAAAUUAUUUGCCACUGCAUAUAAGAAGAAAAUCUCUCUCUUAGUCCUGCAAGUACUUGUCUUCAUCUUUUUACUUUGUUAAGAUCGUGUCAAUGUUUUGUUCCUUUUUGUCUUUUACUUUUGGUCAGCAUGUUAAAUACUCUAUAAAUUUCUAAAGAGACUGUAUUUCUAAGAUUUCAUAGUUGGGAUAUUCAGUAAAGAGAAUCUACAAGAUUAAUGGCACUGCAGAAAAGGCUGAUGUGAAUUUGAUAUUGUAUAGGUGAUUUUGUUGUGAAUGGAUAGUGUGUCUUUGAUAUGCAUUGAACACAAAUAAAAAAUACCUUUCUUUUAAUACCCUA
Molecule: messenger RNA, 5837 nt
Organism: Hirundo rustica (Barn swallow)
Lineage: Eukaryota; Metazoa; Chordata; Aves; Passeriformes; Hirundinidae
Gene: MANEA
Product: mannosidase endo-alpha
Exons: 5
Coding region: 97-1470 (457 amino acids)
Cellular component (GO): Golgi apparatus
Molecular function (GO): alpha-mannosidase activity
Source: RefSeq, a predicted model, not a curated record